Messenger RNA from Macrobrachium nipponense, 11055 nucleotides. RefSeq names its product zinc finger protein 239-like. NCBI's taxonomy places the organism in Eukaryota, Metazoa, Arthropoda, Malacostraca, Decapoda, Palaemonidae. Gene Ontology annotation, molecular function: RNA polymerase II cis-regulatory region sequence-specific DNA binding; DNA-binding transcription factor activity, RNA polymerase II-specific. The coding region runs from base 5533 to 6603 and encodes 356 amino acids. The record is from RefSeq and is a predicted model, not a curated record. Gene Ontology annotation, biological process: regulation of DNA-templated transcription. The transcript is spliced from 2 exons.
AUUCAUGAAGAAUACAAAAAUAAAUAUUUGAAGGUUGUAGCUUUUCUCAUUUUUGCAAUAUUUGCAUAUAAAUAAAUAUAUAUAUAUAAAAACUUUGACAUUUGGUCAAAGUUAACUCAUCUGAAAUGGUCAAAAACUGCAAUUCUAAGCUAAAACUCUUACAUUAUUGUAAUAUUCAAUCGUUUGUCUUCAUUUUGAAACAAAUUGGAAGUAUCUAGAACAAUAUUUAGAUUUACGGUGAAUUUUUGAAAAAAAAACAUUUUUUUACAUCCGCUCAUUAUGAAUUCAUGCAUCAUUUUGUGAUACUAUUUUUUCUGUGUUGCUUUGAUCGUUUUACAAUGUGUUAUAUAUCAAAAUGAUCGCAAUUUAGUGUACAAUACAACGAAAAAAAAGUAACUCAUUAGCUUUAACCGUUUUUUGCACAGUUUGAUUUGAAUACAAUUAUGUAUGAAUUUUUUUUUUUUCGCUACCAUAUAUCGCAUUAUCUAUAUAUGAUAAUGAUAUUUUUUUUUUUCAUUUCUGAUGGUUGCAUUCUAAACUUCAGACAAUGACAAAAAAUGAGCCAAAAAUGAACUCUUAAUCUUGAAAACUAAGCACGCUGUGAUUUUUUGAAAAAAUUAUUUUUUCCACUUCCGCUCUCACUCCAAACCCGCCUCGGCAUACGGGAGACAUUUUGUUUUUUAGGGCUUCGGCGUAAGAGGGUUAAUAGGGAAUGAAAUAAUGUAGAUUGAUUAGAAAAACCUAGGCUAGGUGAUAGCCUAACUAUAAAGUUUCACAUUAGUAAGUUGCUGUUUUAUAUAGCAGACCAAAAACAGUGCAUAGACCAAAUGGGCUAAUGAAGCCGUAGCCUAUCUUGAAGGCUACAAAUGACACUUGGUUAAUCCCAUAUCUUUAAAGGUAAAUUAAUUAAUCAGAAUUAGACAAUAAUCUAUAAUAGUUGAUGGCUGAACUAUAAAAUUUCACAGUGAGUUAGAUGUUAGCCUAACUAUGACUAUACAUGUAAGUUACGUUCUGAUUUUAUAAAGCCUUUACAUUUGCUCUAGAAUAAUGUGGAUUGGGCAAUACCCUGUACUAGGCUAAGAGAGUGGAAUUUAGGAAACAUCCUGUUGUUGAUGUACCAAGUGGUAGAUUAGCCCAUAUAGCCUAGGACUGGAUGUAAACUGUAACCUUCAUGUAAAUAAAUAGCCUAAAUCCAUAUAAAACAGUGGCUUGGGCUACCUAUACAAUUUAGUACAUAGGAUAUUAGUCCGAAUGGUAUGACAAUUCAAAUUGAAAUUUUACAUAGCCAGUACAAAAGGACUAAUAUAUGGCUGUUAGAACUAACUUGAUCCUCAAAGGGCUUAAGAACAUAGCUUUCUAAUAGAUCUAUUACAAAUAUGGAAAAUGUAUGAGGUACCACAAAGGUGUCCAUCAUUAAUAAUUUAAUUCUACUACCUUCUAAUAACAACUUGAUUUAUUUCACUGCAGGGCUGCCAUUAUUCAGGGCCCUCAUUUCUAGUGUUUCAUAUAAAAUUGCUCAGUUCAUUUUGUGCCGGUGGGUAUGACUCAUACCUUCUGCCAGGGGUACAGUCUAGUAAGAAAACAGUAAAAAUUUGUUUGGUCGACAGAUAUGUAUCAGAUUUGUAGUACGCUACUGGCAGUAAGUUUUACUGAUGAAACUGCUCAUUUUAAGCUGUCCCAGUGAUUCCUAGGGCUCAGUAGGACUAAGGAAAGGGGAAAUUAUAUCUUUCCGACAAAACUCCGGCAGCAGAUAUGUAACCCUUUUUUCUCAGAUCAAGAUUUAUGUUUGGGCAAAAACCCAGUAACAUCAGUCCUCACAACCUCCCAGGUUACCCUGCAUAGGAAGUAGAGGAAUUUUUACAUGGCGAUAAUCUUACUAUGGAAUAUGAAGUGGCCAUUGUCACUGAAAUGACACUACUGAACCCUGAUGGAUCAGGUUGCCAUGGGUGAAACCUUCCAGAAGGAAUUCUAUCCUCCUUUGCAGCUAUCAAUACUUAGAAGGAUCUCUCCCCUCAAAAGGGAUAAUAGGAUCCAUCUGACUCCAACUGAAAUUACUAUAUUUUUGGACGGGUAUUAUAACUUACCCAGGACUUCUGCCCCUUUGGUAACAGGCAGUUACAGUUCAGUUGUUGAAGUUCAGUCAAAUUGUGGAAGCUGCUUCCCCAAACGAGAUACACAGCUUGCGGCAUUUGAUCAAUUCCAUAAGGAAAACAUGAAUAACUUCAGAAAAUGUUCUGUAUGAGGGAAAUGAUGCAUGAUUCCGAACCGAAAUGUAAGUUAGUCCAGUACACUCCAAAGUGUAAAAGUACUGCAUAAGGCAACCCAAAAGUGAGAGGGGAUGCAAAUGCUGCCCAAGUAAAAGCUAUAGAAGACUCCUAGACGUGACAACAUUGAACAAGCACAUUGUUUGUUAAAUUUCUGUAAUAACUACCUUUAUCCAAGGUGGUUCAAUUGUUCUAAAAGGGACUUAGACAACUAUAGAUCUGAAAGAUUCACACUGGCACGUCCCUGUCGCUGCUCUCCCUUCCGCCCCUUCCUAAGGCUCCGGGUAGGAAAUGAAGGAAAAGAUAUGUAGAGGUUCAAAGUGAUGCCUUGUGGGCUAAUCAUUGCCAUAAGAUUUGACAAAAUUAGUAAUGGUAGCUCUUCAAGAAAUCAGAAAUACAACCAAUAGCUCGCCUAGAUGACUGGUCAAUCUGGGGACCACAAGAAAAGUGUGCUUGAAAAACCUAAGAGCUUUGGUCAACUGACUACCACAGUCAAAAGGUUUCAUGAUAAAUUGGCAAAAACCCACCUGACACCCAGCAGACGCUUUCAGUAGCUGGGACUGUGUUAGGAUACUUUUCAUGGCUCAUUGUCUCUCCCCAUCAUACUCAAAACAGAAUAAUGCAUGUCUUCAAAAUGUGCCUUGCAAAGCUCAGAGUUUCCAAAUGGAAAUUAGAAUGUAUGAUGGGCUUGUUGUAAUUUGCACCAAUAACAGAUCCAAUAGAUUACAACAAAUGAAUGUGAACAAAUUUUAGUUAUUGUAUGAAACAAACAAGAUGCAAGAUCGACCUUAUCAGAAAAUUAAAAAAGUUGGGGAGAUACUUCAGCCUUGAUUCCAGAAGGAAUCUCUGUUGACACAGGUCACCCAGACUCCUCAGUCUGUAUGUGAUGAUACACACAGAUGCCUCGUUGACAGGUUGGGAGGAUUGUCAAGUGGCAGGAAGGUGUUCAGCUACUCUGAGGAAUUGUCGUAUCAGUUUCUUGUAGCUGAUGGCUGUCUUUUUGUCUCACUCUCAAAAAAACAAAAAAAAACUGAAAACUCCAGAAGAGAGACAUUUGGUUGGUUCUAGACAACAUGACUGUAGUGUCCUACAUCAAGCGGUCGGGAUGAUAUUCACUUCCUCUCAAUAUAAUAAUGCUAGCUAGCCAUCCUUUGAUGGAACAAGCAAACAAGUGGUACCUGUCUACAAUUUACCUUACGGGGUCUUUCAGUGUAAUAGUAGACAAAUGGAAGUGGACCUGUUUGCCACAUAUGAGAAUCAUAAACUACCAGACAAACAACAGCAAGAGAUGCCAUCCUUCAAGUCGUGAAGAAAUGGAGGAGGAUAUUCCCUCUUCAACCAUUGUUCCAAAUUUUGAAGGUGUGGAGCAAACUCCUGACCUACCAUGGAACAACUUACUUAAUAGUCCCAAAUUGGCCAAACCGGCAUUGAUUCCUAUUACUUUAACAACGAACAAAGAAAUAGAUUCCAAACUGUCCACUGUUGUAUCCCAGUCAGUAGGAGGGAAGUCAUUUAAGGAUCCUACUUUCAAAACCAAGACCUUCACAGGUUGAUUUUCUUAUAUAUUAGCUAUACCAUGAAAAUUAUUCACCCGAUAUUGCUAGGUACCAAGCGCAAAAAUUACAGACAUCAUUUAUCUGGGAAUUCCAGUCAAAUAUUUAAGGGAAACAAUUUAAAAAUGUCUUAUCCCUUUUGAAGACCAAUGCCUUGCAGUUACAACAAUCAUGGAAUACAAGGCAGCAUUAAUGGAACCAUUGUUUAAUGAUUUCAUGAUUUGACUCUAGUAUAUAAGUUGUCACUUCCCUUCUGCAGUCAUUUGCCCUACAAAGAUCUGCUCUAGAAAGGUUCCAAUUACUUGGUCCCUGGACAAGGUCCUUAGAAUUAGAUCAGCCCCUCAGCUCAGUGGACCUGAUGCAACCCCAACUAACAAGCUACAAUAUGCGAUCUUGUUGAUUGCAUUAGCAUCAGGAGCUUGUAUGUAUUAACAAACUGGGCUCUCUGAGACGGGGACAAUACAUCAUGCAGACAGGUGACAAUCAAUUAUUAUUGUCCUCUGGCCUGUUGUUCCUGGCCAAGAGUAGGAUUCCUUUAAGAAGGAAAUCUCCCAUUCUAAGAAAACUAGAAUUAGCAAACAAAACAUAAUGCCCAGUUCAAGCACUUGAGGUAUACCUAGAGAUCACGGCAGACAUCCCAAAAAGUCUGUCUUUUCCUUCACUCUAGCAAGACUUGCCACGAGCGCAAACAAAAUCAACUACACUGUGUAUCAGUAGGUGGCAUGGAUAGUCUUGACCCAUAAGCACUACAGCGGCAAACCACUGGUCUUCCUAACAGGCGGGUAUGCUAACUAUCGCUGGGGAAGGUUUGACAAUACUGCAACCAUAUCCGGCAUGCUUAGGUAAGUCACCACAGAACUUCACCAUAAAAAACAAGAGUUCGCUCUUAGUUUCUUAUUCUUUGCUACUAAUCCUUGUGAGAACCCAUAUUGGAGAAGCCAUUCAUGUCUCAUGCAUGGCAAAGGAGAUAUUUUGAAUCAAGGUGUCUCAAAGGUGUGUUAAAACUUAUACUAGAAAGAAGUGUGUUAAAACUUAUACCAGAAAGAAGUAAAAAGUUAUUUUUUUUCUUAUUAAACAAUUAUGAAAAUUAGGAACUGUUUUAUUUGAUUAUUAUUAUAUGUUCUUGGUUUUAACAUUCUAUAAAGAAUGUGAUACAGCAUUAGUAAGUCUUUAUGCUUUGUAUUAGCUCACUGGACACACUGGGCUGACUUUAUUACUGUAUAUUUUAGGCUAACCAGACAGAAUUCUUGGAAUAGGACUUGCUUUGUCAAUGACUAAAGUAAUGUAUUAUUCUGAUUUGAUUAAAACAUUUUAUGUUUUUGUUUAUUUCAAUGUAUAAAAUUUAAAAGCAUUUAUAAAUUAUAAAAGUAUUUUAUAUAUGAACAAAGUGUUUCACAUGAACUCAUUAAAACUUCAAUAAUAUCCAAAUAAAGUUGUACAAUGCCAAAAGUUAUUUGUCAAUGCUCACUAGUGUAUACGAUUUACAGACUAAAUGCACGGUUACCUGAAGGCACCAGUGCUAGUCCUAAUGCACAGAGUAUCUUGUCCCAAUGCCCUACUUCCCAAUUAAAGUGUGUUUUUCCUUGUGGGCCCAGUGCACCAACUUUAUUCACAUAACACCUGCUCUUUGGGGAACUAGAAUGAAGAGUAUUACAACAGGAAAAUUUAAUCAGCUCCUAACAAGGAUUGAGUAUUGUACAUAGAACAUCCUGAAAAUGGAAGCUGAAAAAUUGUCAUCAUUGUUGUUAAUCAAAGAGGAAAAGAAUUUGGAGGAGGGCCUUAUUGAAAACACAGGUGAAGGCUCUUCAUUUGCAGACCCCUUCUUAGAAGUCAAGGCAGAACCAGAAUUUUUUGACCAUGGUGAAUUUGAUGUUAAUUGUUCAUCCCAAUCUGUUAAGUAUGAGGAGGGCAUCUCUCCAAGCUGUGAUGAUGAAAGCGUAAAGAAAAUCUGUAUUGCAGAAGAAAGUAGACAUUUUGGCAUUAGAGAUGCUUUUUCAAAAAGAGAGAAAUCCCACAUGAGAACCCAUAGAGAGAAACCACAUACUUGUUCUAUAUGUCAAAAAAGUUUUUCUCAUUCAGUUAAUCUCAAAAAACACAUGAGAACUCAUACAGGAGAGAAACCACAUACUUGUUCUAUAUGUCAAAGAAGUUUUUCUCAAGUAGGUAAUCUCAAAAGACACAUGAGAACUCAUACAGGAGAGAAACCACAUACUUGUUCUAUAUGUCAAAGAAGUUUUUCUCAGUCAAGUGAUCUCAGAAAACACAUGAGAAGUCAUAUGGGAGAGAAACCAUAUAGCUGUUCUAUAUGUCAAAGACGUUUUGCUGGAUCACAUGGUCUUAAAUAUCACAUGAGAAUCCAUAUGGGAGAGAAACCAUAUACUUGCUUAACAUGUCAAAGAAGUUUUUCUCAAUCAGCUAAUCUCAAAACCCACAUGAAAACUCAUACAGGAGAGAAACCAUAUACUUGUUCUACAUGUCUAAGAAGUUUUUCUAAAUCAAGUGAUCUCAAAAAACACAUGAGAACUCAUACAGGAGAGAAACCAUAUUCUUGCACUGUAUGUCAAAGAAGUUUUUCCCACUUAAGUAAUCUCAAAAGUCACAUGAGAACUCAUACAGGAGAACAACCAUAUAAUUGUUCUAUAUGUCAAAGAAGUUUUUCUCAAUCAAAUGUUCUCAAAAACCACAUGAGAACUCAUACAGGAGAAAAACCAUAUAAUUGUUCUAUAUGUCAAAGAAGUUUUUCUCGGUUAGGUACUCUCAAAACUCACAUGAGAACUCAUACAUGAGAACCUUUCACUUUGUUUAUCAGAGGUUUUGAGGUUUUUCUCAUCAAAGUAAUUUCAAAAGAUUCACACAAGGCAGAAACUGUAUACUUGAUCUCUGUCCAAGUUGUCGUUAUUAUGUGCAUUUAUUUAACUCAACUUCUGCAUCUGUCUGGCCUCAAAUCUUGUAACUCGGUUUUCAACCUGUGCCAUUCAUCCAGUGGACUUGAAAUUUUGGAUGUAUAUUCAAUCCCGGUGACAAUACAGUGGAUCCCCAGUAUUCGCAGGUGUGUACUAGACCCCUGCCUAUGUUGUCAGUUCAAACACAAGAAAAACCUUCUAAAAAUGCCUAUACCUGAAUAUUUUAAUAUUUUUAUCGCAAAAAGUGCAUUUAGUCUUGUAAUUGAUGUGGAAAGACAGUAUCUAGUGAAUAUUUCUCAGUGAAAAAUACGUGAAUAGGCGAAUUUCCUGCAAAUAAUGAGUAGAUAUAGUCCAAAGAAAAAUCCAUGAAUUCAGGGGCUUGGUUGUACAACCUUAUAUAUGAGUAGGUCUUCAGUGACCACUAGUGACUCUACAGUGACCUCUAGUGACCCUACAGUGACCUCUACCAGUAUCUCAGGAUUUGUAUGAAAAAAUAAGUUUUUGAAACACACAACGAUUUUCUAAUAAUUAAUCAUGUCUAAAACAAUAAAAGUAUGGGCCCCAAACAUGGAAGGAAAUGCUAAAAAAAUAUAUAUAUUUAUUUUUGUUAUUGUAGUCGCUGUCUCAUCCUCGUGUACUGCCCUUUCCAUGGUCUAUCCAGAGCUCUUCUGUUAACUGGUUUUGAGGCCGGGUAUUGUGCCGUAAUGAUAACCAUUAUGACGUGAUAGAGUAAAAUGGACUCAGAAUCAGAGGGCACUUUUUAUUAUCAUCAGCGAACAAUAAUACCCAGUUUACCUAUGUCAAAACUGCAAGAAGAAGAAGUGGUCAUUCGCAUAUGCAUCUUCAUAUUGUUUACAUACGACCAAUAUCCGACCAAGCCAUCAUUCCCUUUUUGGUUGCCCAAGUAACCAGGGCUCAGAGAAGUCCGUUCUACAGUUAUUGAUUCAGCUAAGUGUAUAAUUUUAAGUUCCAGUUAAGAAUUUUUAGUUUAGACUAUGGAGCAAUGAUUUAAUGUGUGUGAAAAUCCACAAUCGGCUAUAUUUCACCAGCACACGUUGGCACUUCUUGCAUUUUGUAAUCAUUAGCUAUUUGUAGGAGUGAAAAUUGUUUUGGAGAAUUUAUUAUUCUAUUUAGAAAUGUUAUCUAAAGAAAUGUUCCACAAUUAUUAUUAAAUAGAUAUAGAUAAUCCUUUCAGACAGGGCCAUUUCUAGCUAUGUGGGGGCCCUAGAUAGAUAGGUAGGUAGGUACUUCAUUCAUCCAUGAGGGGUUUGUCAAAUUGUGAUGAAGCAAAUCCUAGCCCUUUAGUUGGUUUACUAAGAUGCAAGAAACUAUUACACUUCACAUUUAUUUAUUUCACAUCUGUUUCAAAGUGCAAAGAUAAUAAAAAAAAACGCUUAAAACAAUACUUAAUUAACAUCACAGUUACACUUAGCAGAGAAACAACUAAUAAUUCAUAUUAUUCACAGUAAUAAUGUAUUGUCCUCAAAAUGUCUGCUUCCUGGCUUUUUUACUCGCAAACUAAUGAAUGAUGUCCUUAUAUGACACCUGCUUGCCAACCUCAUGGUUGAUGAUGAUUAUUGCAAGACCAGUGGGUCGAUUCUGUCCCAUGGAAGACCUUAGAUAGGUCUUGAUAAGCUUCAGCUUUGAGAAGCUUCUCUCUGCUGAGGCCGCCAUUGUCACAGGCAGAGUGUAGGCGAUUCUCAGGGCAACCCACAAAUAUGGAUACAAUUCCUCCAAAUUUUUUGUGUGGAUAAAGGUGAGGAGCUCAAGAGUAGUUAUGUCAUCUGAGGGUAAGCUUGGCAAGUUUUUUACUUCCAUUGCCAGUUCCUUUCCAUCAAUAUUACUUUCAUUUCCAGCGCCUAAUGUCAUGCAGAGGUUGUCACACUGGUUGCUCAGUGCCUAAUCAUCCAGUUUUUGGAAACUGAGCAGCACUCCAAAUCUGUCUCUCACUUCACCCAGUGUUUCAAACCUAUCAGUUAAAGAUUCAAUCUUUGUCAACAACAACAUUAAAGAAUAUUGCUUUUAGCCUCUUCAUGGCAUCUGCAAUGGGCUCAUCUGGGGCUUCAUAAGCAAAGUGCUUUUUUUGCUUUUUAAACUUUUCUCUUUGACUACAACCUCUACAUUCAUUUCCUCAUACAUGUCUGAGCUGAAGCAAAGCCAGUUCUUAUCUAGUUAGUCAGAGAUGUUUUUGCUUUAGUGAGGAGGUCAACAGCCACAUCAAGCUGCAUUAUGGGAGACUGCAGGAGUGCUGACAUGGUUCACAUUGUGUAGAAUGUCAUACCAUACGACUGUGCAAAUGAUAAAUAGGUAUGACCUCACCUCUUCUGCUAAAGUUUGGGCUUCAACCUUGGUCAGAGGAACUGUCACUUCCCUGAUCUUCAGCAAAGCUUCCCUUAUAUUAGAGGCCUGGUACCACACAGCCUCUAUGCUGUUAAUACGGCUCUCCCACCUUGUGUCACUCCAAGUCUUGAGUGGAACAGAGACAUGUUCCCUUAGGAUUGCAGAAAUAGCUGAUGGCAUCUGUUGAAGCUGUUCUGCAUCAGAUACCACCAAGUUUAGGGAAUGUGCCCCAUGUGGAACAUAAAGUGACAAUACACACAGAUGUCUCGUUGACAGGUUGGGAGGAUUGUCAGGUGGCAGGCAGGUGUUCAGCUACUCUGACGAAUUGUCGUAUCAGUUUCUUGUAGCUGAUGGCUGUCUUUUUGUCUCACUGUCAAAAAAGAAAAAAAAACUGAAAACUCCAGAAGAGAGACAUUUGGUUGGUUCUAGACAACAUGACUGCAGUGUCCUACAUGAAGAGGUCAGGAUGAUAUUCACCUCCUCUCAAUAUAAUAAUGCUAGCUAGCCAUCCUUCAAACAGGUGAUACCUGUCUACAACUUACCUUGUGGGGUCCUUCAGUGUAAUAGUAGACAAAUGGAAGUGGACCUGUUUGCCACAUAUGAGAAUCAUAAACUACCAAACAACAGCAAGAGAUGCCAUCCUACAAGUUGUGAACAAAUGGAGGAGGAUAUUCCCUUUUCAACCAUUGUUCCAAAUUUUGAAGGUGUGGAGCAAACUCCUGACCUACCAUGGAACAACUUACUUAAUAGUCCCAAAUUGGCCAAACCGGCAUUGAUUCCUACUACAAUGACCACAGACAAAGAAAUAGAUUCCAAACUGUCCACUGUUGUAUACCAGUCAGUAGGAGGGAAGUCAUUUAAGGAUGCUCCUUUCAAAACCAAGACCUUCACGGGUUGAUUUUCUUAUAUAUUAGCUCUACCAUGAAACUUAUUCACCCAACAUUGCUAGGUAUCAAUGGCAAAAGUUACAGACUUCAUUUAUCUGGGAAUACUAGUAUGGGUGGAAGAUAUAGUUACAUUAUAUCCAUACUGAGAGCCCAGUCAAAUAUUCUAGGGAAACAAUCUAAAAAUGUCUUAUCCCUUUUGAAGACAAAUACCUUGCAGUUACAUCAGUCAUGGAAUACAAGGCAGCAUUAACAGAACCAUUGUUUUAUGAUUUCAUGAUUUGACUCUAGUAUAUAAGUCGUCACUUCCCUUCUGCAGUCAUUUGCCCUACAAAGAUCCGCUCUAGAAAGGUUCCAAUCACAUGGUCCCUGGACAGGGUCCUUAGACUUAGAUCAGCCCCUCAGCUAAGUGGACCUGAUACAACCCCAACUCACAAGUUUCUUGUUCUUUGCUACCAAACCUAAAGGUAUUUGGAAUAAACAUUGGGGUCUUGAAACUAGUGGCUUGACCCUGGACCAAAUUUUGGGUUGUCUGGAUUAAAAUUCAAGAGCUUUUCAUCAUUGUUACUUUCUUUCUAAAGCUCCUUUAGGACUAGACAGCCACUACUCUAUCAAAAAACAGGUUUUGACGUAGGAAAAACCAAUUUUUGACGGUCGCUGUCGAGCCCUGAAAACCCUCCCACUUCCCUGGUGAAAAGAAAUGGGAUUUGGGUAAGGGAUCAUCCUGCAUUGACCAAGAGAAAGGAAUGGUGGCUUGGUCGGAUUUUGGUUGUAUUUAAACAAUAUGACAGUGUAUAUUGCAUAAUCAGUCCUUCUUUCAGUUUAAAGUGGGUAUUAACAUUUACCGAGGAUAACAGAAAGUGCUCUUUUAUCCUGAGUCCAUUUAUACUUUAUCACAAGUUAUAAAUACCCGACCACAAGACCAGUUAAGAGAAUUCUUUGACAUUAGUCUGGUCACCAUGGAGCUCUGGAUAGACCAUGGAAAGGGUAAUCAUUGAGGGCUCAACAGCAACCACCAAAAAUAGGUUUUUCCUAUAUCAAAACCUGUUUUUUUUAUUUCUUGUAGCAUUUCCUUCCAUGUUUGGGCUCACGCUUUUAUUUUUGUAGACAU